This is a messenger RNA of Vicia villosa (hairy vetch), 2052 nucleotides long. RefSeq lists its product as uncharacterized. The transcript is spliced from 9 exons. The record is from RefSeq and is a predicted model, not a curated record. The coding region runs from base 1 to 2052 and encodes 683 amino acids. NCBI's taxonomy places the organism in Eukaryota, Viridiplantae, Streptophyta, Magnoliopsida, Fabales, Fabaceae.
AUGAUCUUCUUUCACAGCAAGACAAGGUUAGUCUCCACCCUCGUCCAAACUGGUUGUGCGCCGGUUUUUGGGAAGCGGUCUCCGAUUCCAAUCUCUUGGAUAUUCCGCUGGAAGUGUGAACCAAUUCAAAGGUACCGCCACAAGUCCUACUCCUUCAGGUUUGAGAAUUCUUGGCUAAAAGAAGAGGAGCUGCAAGAGGUGGUUAGUAAAGGGUGGAAUGUCGAGGCAGAGGUGGAUGUUCUCCAACGUAUUAGCAAUUGUGCGCUGGAACUUUCAAGUUGGAAUAAGGUGAAGUACAAACAACAACAUAAUAAUUUGUUUAUCUAUAUGGCAACCAUGGAAGCUGCUCGUUUGUCACAUGAUGAGAACGCGACAACGAGAUUUAUCGAAGCACAGAGGGAGUAUAAUAAAAUCCUUAACAUGGAGGAGAUUUUCUGGAAGCAACGGGCCAAGAUGCAUUGGUUUCGACGUGGUGAUUCGAAUUCGAGAUUCUUCCACAGGUCCGCUACAGUUCAUAAUAAGUUUAAGAGAAUUGACUCGCUGGUUGAUGAGGCAGGAGUGGAGGAAAAUAGGAAGUUGUUGGAUCAUAUUACCAAAGAGGAACUCUAUGAAGCCCUGCUCCAAAUGCACCCGGAUAAAUCUCCGGGUCCCGACGGGUUCAAUCCGGCGUUUUAUCAACAUUUUUGGGAGCUUUGUGGGAUGACAUUUUCAUGGCAGCCUCUGUGUGGUUGGAGAGGGUGUGCAAAUCCAAAAGACAUGAAGGACCUCCAACCCAUAUCUCUUUGUAAUGUUGUUUACAAGUUGAUUGCCAAAAUGCUAGCAAAUCGGUUGAAACUUGUUCUUAAUAAGUGUGUUUCGGAGGAGCAGUCGGCGUUUGUUGAAGGGAGGUCCAUUCUUGAUAAUGCUAUGGUGGCCACGGAAAUUAUUCAUGCUUUAAAAAGGAAUUCGUCCGGUAACAAUGCCCAUCUAGCCUUAAAGAUCGAUAUAAUGCACUAUUCUGUUCUUGUUAAUUCCGAUAGAGUUGGACCUAUUAUCCUAGGAAGAGGACUAAGACAAGGAGACCCUUUAUCACCGGCAAAUCUUGUGGAGGCAACAAACCUUAUGGAGAUUUUUAACAUUUAUGCAGCGACAACAGGUCAGGAGAUCAACCUGUCGAAGUCUGAGGUGUUUUUUAGCCGUAAUAUUAGUGGCCCAGCCCAAGAAGACUUAGCCCAAUUGAUGGGGGUGAGGCGGGUCUUGGGUACAUGGACGUGCUUGGGGUUACCCUCCAUGAUAGGUAGAAGCAAGAAGGUGGUGUUCUCUUUUAUCAAGGAUAGGAUUUGGAAAAGAGUCAAUUCUUGGAAUGAUAGAUCUUUAUCUAAAGCUGGAAAAGAGGUUAUGAUUAAGUCGGUUCUUCAGUCGAUACCGACUUACAUCAUGAUUGUUUAUUUGAUUCCGGAUAGGAUGGUGAAUGAUAUUGAAAAAAUGCUUAACUCUUUCUGGUGGGGUGGUAGUGGUAACAACAAAGGCAUAAGUUUGUGGAAGGCAAAGGUUGCUCUUAAGCAUGGUAUUAGGUGGACUAUUGGAGAUGGUAGUAACAUUAAGGUUAUGUAUGACCCGUGGCUCCGAGAAAGAGGAAGUUGUUAUCUUAAUGGCCCGCAAAAUCAAAGCACUUAUGAACUCUUGGUUAAAGAUCUUUUGUUACCCAACAUAAAGCAAUGGAAUGUGGGUAAGACUAACCAAAUUUUUGACACUGAAGGGGUGGCAGUUAUUCUUAGAGUUCCUCUAAUAGAGGAUGUGAGGGAGGAUAUGUUGAUUUGGCAAGAGGAGCAAAAUGGUGAGUAUAGUGUGAAAUCGGGUUAUAAAAUUUGGAAUGGAUUUUUAGGGGUUGCCUACCGACGCGUGCAAAGCUACAACAACGUCAUGUUCAAUGCUCGUCUUCGUGGGGAUCAUAGAGAUGCAGGUCAUUUUGCUGUUUUGCUCGAGACCCUUUGGAGGGGUAGGAAUAAUGUGAUUUGGCAAGAUACUUGGGAUGAUGCUUUGAAGAUUGGUUUACAAGCUUAUCACAAUUGA